Messenger RNA from Xyrauchen texanus (razorback sucker), 7368 nucleotides. RefSeq names its product mucin-3A-like. The record is from RefSeq and is a predicted model, not a curated record. Lineage: Eukaryota; Metazoa; Chordata; Actinopteri; Cypriniformes; Catostomidae.
AUGUCACUUGAACUGAAAACAAAUGAACCUCCUACAACAGUGCCUCCAUCAACUACAAAAGCUCCAACGUCUUCUGCAUCUUCAGGUACAACAACAGCUCAAACUAUGUCAUUUGCACCAACAACAGCUGAAGCUCCCACAACCGCAGUUGUGACUCAAGAAACCUCAACUCUAACAACUAUAUCUACAGUUUCACAAAGUACAACUGCACCUGCAACAAUUACAACUGCAUCUUCCAUUACCAUGACAGUGCCACCCUCUACUACAACUUCUCCUGCUUCUUCUGCAUCUCCAGGUACAACAGCAACUUCAACAACAUCUCUUGUACCCACAACAACUGAAGCUCCCACAACAGUGCUUCCAUCAACUACAACAGCUACUGCUUCUACUGAAUCUCUAGGUACAUCAACAACUCCAAAUAUGUCACUUGCCUCCACAAUAACUAAAGCUCUCACAACAGUGCCUCCUUCAUCUACAACAGCUCCUACAUCAUUUGCAUCUCUAAGUACAACAUCAACUCAAACUUCAUUUUUUACACCCUCAACUACUAAAGCUCCCACAACCACAGAUGUGACUCAAGCAACCACAACCCCAGCGACUACGUCUACAGUUUCACUAAGUACAACUGCACCUGGAACAACAACUACACCUUCCACAACCAUGACAGUGUCUCCAUCUGCUACAACAGCUCCCAGACCAUCUACAACUCUUGCUAUGUCUACAACAUCAGAAAGUACAGCUGCACAUUCAGCAACAAUAAACACAACUGUUACUCCAACUGCUCCAACUGCAGUGACAUCAGGACCUCCAAUAACCACAUUAUCAGAAAGUUCAGCUGCUUCUCCAACAACAGCAGCUAUUGUUUCAACAACUAAAAAUUCUAUCAAAACAACGGAAUCACCAACAACCAUAACUUCAUCUACAACAACAACAUCUGCAUAUACAAACAUAGCAACUAAUGUGCGAGCAACAACAGCAUUUGAAAAAUCUACUGCAGGACUAACAAGCACAUCUGCAACUUCCAAUUUGAUCAUUCCAGCUUCAAUGACCACAACGUCAACUACAAGUUCAGAUUUCACCACUAGAAUAGUCAAGACCACAACUACAAUUCAAACACAAUAUGAAACUCUAACAAGUAAAACUGUAGCUGUAACAAUGAUGCCUACAUCCUCUGCUCCUGCAACAUUUGCUCCCAGAACAACAAUAGCUUUAUCCACUAAAACUCCAACAAAAACAUCGGAAUCUCCAAAAAUCACAACUGUAUCCAUGACACCCAUGACUGUCAUCCCCACCAUUACAAUGGCAACUCAAAUCUCAACUACAGUUCCAAGCACAGCAACAAACACAACCGCAGCUUUUACCACCACAGCUCCAGAUCAGAAUACAAUGGCAAUUUCAACUAAAACAACUUUAUAUCCAACAACCAACAACGUGUCUUUGGCAACAAUGCUUUCAGAAACUACAACUGCAACAACAACAACCACGAAUAGCGGUCAAACUAUCACAGCUCUCAACAGACCAACUGAAUUUCUAAUAUCAAAUAUAACAUCCCUAGCAACUCAAACUGUUCCUCAAACCAGAAAUACUCAGACCUCUACUGCAGCUUCUAGCACCGUUGAAUUUAAAACAGAAGGGACAGAUCUAACAAGCACAACUAAGGCAACAGCUCCAUCAACAAUACUUGAAACAACAAAAACUCCACAACAAAACUUAACAAAUUUGACUGGUGCUGCUGUAGUCAUUAGCGAACUGCUGUUCAACUCCUCAUCUUCAGUCCCCAGCGAAGCUCUGGUCCUCAGUGCCAUCAGUAAUCUCCGGAACUCCAGAGAGUCACAGCUCAACAAAUCGGUGAAGCUGGUGAAUUUCACCUAUGAGAAAAUCUCUGAAACCUCAUAUGCCAUCAUCCUUACAUUUAAUCUGAGUAAUAUCAGCAUUCCAGAGGAUCCGUCUCUAGGAGACAACGCGUACCAGCAAGUGCAGGAUAUAGUCAAUAAUGCGCUCAACACUCUUCUGAAUGAUCCUGGUAGUCAGGUUUUGAGACCCAAGUCCUCCAACUUCACGAGCACAUCAAACCAAAUUGUGGGCAUCAUGGAAUACACCUUCCAGGAUGGAGAUGCUAUAAAACCAGUCAGCUUCCUGAAUGAGCUUCGUUUACUGACUGGUAUAAUUGACGACAACAACAACAGUGUCUCCAUUUACAACAUUCAUCUCCCUGUGACUCCUCUAAUCCUAGUAUCUGGUUCUGCAGUAGUGACAAGCAAACUGCUGUUCAACUCCUCAUCUUCAGUCCCCAGCGAAGCUCUGGUCCUCAGUGCCAUCAGUAAUCUCCGGAACUCCAGAGAGUCACAGCUCAACAAAUCGGUGAAGCUGGUGAAUUUCACCUAUGAGAAAAGCUCUGAAACCUCAUAUGCCAUCAUCCUUACAUUUAAUCUGAGUAAUAUCAGCAUUCCAGAGGAUCCUUCUCUAGGAGACAACGAGUACCAGCAAGUGCAGGAUAUUGUCAAUAAUGCGCUCAACACUCUUCUGAAUGAUCCUGGUAGUCAGGUUUUGAGACCCAAGUCCUCCAACUUCACGAGCACAUCAAACCAAAUUGUGGGCAUCAUGGAAUACACCUUCCAGGAUGGAGAUGCUAUAAAACCAGUCAGCUUCCUGAAUGAGCUUCGUUUACUGACUGAAUUGACGACAACAACAACAGUGUCUCCAUUUACAACAUUCAUCUCCCCUGUGACUCCUCUAAUCCUAGUAUCUGGUUCUGCAGUAGUGACAAGCAAACUGCUGUUCAACUCCUCAUCUUCAGUCCCCAGCGAAGCUCUGGUCCUCAGUGCCAUCAGUAAUCUCCUGAACUCCAGAGAGUCACAGCUCAACAAAUCGGUGAAGCUGGUGAAUUUCACCUAUGAGAAAAGCUCUGAAACCUCAUAUGCCAUCAUCCUUACAUUUAAUCUGAGUAAUAUCAGCAUUCCAGAGGAUCCUUCUCUAGGAGACAACGCGUACCAGCAAGUGCAGGAUAUUGUCAAUAAUGCGCUCAACACUCUUCUGAAUGAUCCUGGUAGUCAGGUUUUGAGACCCAAGUCCUCCAACUUCACGAGCACAUCAAACCAAAUUGUGGGCAUCAUGGAAUACACCUUCCAGGAUGGAGAUGCUAUAAAACCAGUCAGCUUCCUGAAUGAGCUUCGUUUACUGACUGCAACAACAGUGUCUCCAUUUACAACAUUCAUCUCCCCUGUGACUCCUCUAAUCCUAGUAUCUGGUUCUGCAGUAGUGACAAGCAAACUGCUGUUCAACUCCUCAUCUUCAGUCCCCAGCGAAGCUCUGGUCCUCAGUGCCAUCAGUAAUCCGAACUCCAGAGAGUCACAGCUCAACAAAUCGGUGAAGCUGGUGAAUUUCACCUAUGAGAAAAGCUCUGAAACCUCAUAUGCCAUCAUCCUUACAUUUAAUCUGAGUAAUAUCAGCAUUCCAGAGGAUCCUUCUCUAGGAGACAACGCGUACCAGCAAGUGCAGGAUAUUGUCAAUAAUGCGCUCAACACUCUUCUGAAUGAUCCUGGUAGUCAGGUUUUGAGACCCAAGUCCUCCAACUUCACGAGCACAUCAAACCAAAUUGUGGGCAUCAUGGAAUACACCUUCCAGGAUGGAGAUGCUAUAAAACCAGUCAGCUUCCUGAAUGAGCUUCGUUUACUGACUGAAUUGACGACAACAACAACAGUGUCUCCAUUUACAACAUUCAUCUCCCCUGUGACUCCUCUAAUCCUAGUAUCUGGUUCUGCAGUAGUGACAAGCAAACUGCUGUUCAACUCCUCAUCUUCAGUCCCCAGCGAAGCUCUGGUCCUCAGUGCCAUCAGUAAUCUCCGGAACUCCAGAGAGUCACAGCUCAACAAAUCGGUGAAGCUGGUGAAUUUCACCUAUGAGAAAAUCUCUGAAACCUCAUAUGCCAUCAUCCUUACAUUUAAUCUGAGUAAUAUCAGCAUUCCAGAGGAUCCUUCUCUAGGAGACAACGCGUACCAGCAAGUGCAGGAUAUUGUCAAUAAUGCGCUCAACACUCUUCUGAAUGAUCCUGGUAGUCAGGUUUUGAGACCCAAGUCCUCCAACUUCACGAGCACAUCAAACCAAAUUGUGGGCAUCAUGGAAUACACCUUCCAGGAUGGAGAUGCUAUAAAACCAGUCAGCUUCCUGAAUGAGCUUCGUUUACUGACUGAAUUGACGGCAACAACAACAACAGUGUCUCCAUUUACAACAUUCAUCUCCCCUGUGACUCCUCUAAUCCUAGUAUCUGGUUCUGCAGUAGUGACAAGCAAACUGCUGUUCAACUCCUCAUCUUCAGUCCCCAGCGAAGCUCUGGUCCUCAGUGCCAUCAGUAAUCUCCGGAACUCCAGAGAGUCACAGCUCAACAAAUCGGUGAAGCUGGUGAAUUUCACCUAUGAGAAAAGCUCUGAAACCUCAUAUGCCAUCAUCCUUACAUUUAAUCUGAGUAAUAUCAGCAUUCCAGAGGAUCCUUCUCUAGGAGACAACGCGUACCAGCAAGUGCAGGAUAUUGUCAAUAAUGCGCUCAACACUCUUCUGAAUGAUCCUGGUAGUCAGGUUUUGAGACCCAAGUCCUCCAACUUCACGAGCACAUCAAACCAAAUUGUGGGCAUCAUGGAAUACACCUUCCAGGAUGGAGAUGCUAUAAAACCAGUCAGCUUCCUGAAUGAGCUUCGUUUACUGACUGAAUUGACGGCAACAACAACAACAGUGUCUCCAUUUACAACAUUCAUCUCCCCUGUGACUCCUCUAAUCCUAGUAUCUGGUUCUGCAGUAGUGACAAGCAAACUGCAGUUCAACUCCUCAUCUUCAGUCCCCAGUGAAGCUCUGGUCCUCAGUGCCAUCAGUAAUCUCCGGAACUCCAGAGAGUCACAGCUCAACAAAUCGGUGAAGCUGGUGAAUUUCACCUAUGAGAAAAUCUCUGAAACCUCAUAUGCCAUCAUCCUUACAUUUAAUCUGAGUAAUAUCAGCAUUCCAGAGGAUCAUUCUCUAGGAGACAACGGGUACCAGCAAGUGCAGGAUAUAGUCAAUAAUGCGCUCAACACUCUUCUGAAUGAUCCUGGUAGUCAGGUUUUGAGACCCAAGUCCUCCAACUUCACGAGCACAUCCAACCAAAUUGUGGGCAUCAUGGAAUACACCUUCCAGGAUGGAGAUGUUAUACAACCAGUCAGCUUCCUAGAUAAGCUUCGUUUACAGACGGGCUUAACCACAACCAAUACUCUGAUGUCAAAGACAACUUCUCCACCAACAGUGCUUGGGAGGGCAAUUAUUUACAUUCGCCUCGUCUUCAUCACGCUGGGUCCCAUACCAAGUGAGAGUGAAGUUCUACUGGUUGCUAACUCUCUACUCGACUCACAGGUCAGAACUAAGCAGUCUGUCUCAACACAAGACCUGAAUAAUCCUGUGAGCUUUGCGAAUGUCACCUAUCAGAGAAUUUCUGAUAACUCCUAUGCUCUCAACUUUGGAUUUCAAAUCAACAAUGUCACCAUGACUGAGAAACUGGAACUCAGAGAUGAAACCUACACAUCAAUUCAAAACUCUAUUAAUAAUUUGCUGAACCAGAUCUUAAGUUCCCCCUCAGCUACACCAUUUGUGUUCAAACGAGCCAAUUUCACGGGUAACUCAACUGAGAUUCAGGCCGAUGUACAGUAUGUUUUCUCAGAAAGUGACAUUCAGACACCCAGCAUCUUUCUCCAGCAACUUCUGAAAGUUAAUAUUGUUUCUACACCCGCACCUGCUGUAACUUCUCCACCGACUGUGGUUGGGAAGGUGAUUAUUUUCAUUCGCCUCGUGUUCAACACACUGGGUCCCAUACCAAGUGAGAGUAAAGUUCUUGACUUGGUUAACUCUAUACUCCUCUCAAAUCUCAGAACUAAGCGAUCUGCCACAACACCAACCCCGAGUGGUCCUGUGAACUUUGUGAAUGUCACCUAUCAGAGAAUUUCUGAUAACUCCUAUGCUCUUAUCUUUGGAUUUAAAAUCAACAAUGUCAACAUGACUGAGAAACUGGAACUCAGAAAUGAAACCUACACAUCAAUUCAAAACACUAUUAAUAAAUUGUUGAACAAGAUCCUAAGUAACCCCUCAGCUACUCCAUUUGUGUUCAAACAAGCCAAUUUCACGGGUAACUCCACUGUGAUUCAGGCCGAUGUACAGUAUGUUUUCUCAGAAAGUGACAUCCAGACACCCAGCUUUUUUAUACAGGAACUUCUUAAACUUAAUGCUGUUACCACACCUGCACCUGCUGUAACACCCAACACUAGUUCAGCAUGGAUUGUGGCUAUCAUCGUCCCUUGUGCUAUCCUCAUCCUACUUGUCCCUUGCUGGAUUCUCCUUUGUUGUUUGCUCUGUGGUUGCUGUGCAGCAUUUAGAAGACGUUGGCACAGAAGACAGUCAUAUAAUGUGCAGUACACAUCUCGAAACAGCCUCUUCUAGAGAUAUUCAGUGAGAAAAAAAGAUAUGGGCACCACUUUGCAAUGAAAACAAAAAUCAUCAAAUUAACUGAUUUUUUUUUUUUUCUUAAUUUGUAAAAGCCAAAUUUUGGAUAUUAGCAAUGAAUAGUUCCUUUAUGUUAUAUAUCAUAUUGAAUUGAAAGUGUUUAAGCUUCUUUUAUAAAUGAUGUAUUUUAUUGUGCCUGUGUUGCUAGACAUGCAGGCUCUCCAUAAAAAAUAAAUGUGGCAUGAUUUCAAGCUUUCUUUGUAGUAUACAUUAUCAUUAUUCUUAAUUUAUUUAUUUGUAUUUAUUUGUAAUUAAUAUGUUUAAUAAUAUAAACAUUUUAUAUACAUGUAUUUGACAUAAAACAUGUCGUUUAAAGGGACGGAGGUAGAAUAUUUUAAAUAAAUGUUUUUAUUUAUUCAAACUUCAUGCACUUUAUCUAUAUACGGUACACCUACAGCAAAUACAUGUUCUGCAAGUUACAAACAAACAUUUUUGACUGUAGAAACUUCAGUAAAAUACUAUAUGUAUCAAUAUAAAAUACUUUGUAUGUCGUUAUUGUUUUUCUUAAUGUAAUUUGAAUAUGAAGGUUACUGUUAUGGGCCUUAGACUGUUUACAUCAAAGCAUUUUAUAAAUCUAUAUGACCCCUUGGUCCCUACACAGUUGGUUAAUGUUAUUCAAAUGCCUUGUUUCUCAGAUCUUCCAUUGAGUGGAAAGUAAAAAUAUUUUAUGAUUGCUGGAGUUUUUUCUAUGUUUCUAUGAUUUUCUUAAGUGACUUUCAAUUUCAAUGUGUUUUGUCAUCAUAAAAGUGUUUCCAUUUGGAAACAUGAAAACACAAUAAUGUAAAAAUUAGAAGUAGGAGUAUAGUAUUACAAUAAAAAGUAAUUAGGCUAUGCAUUUUGUCAGUAUGUUCUUGA